Molecule: messenger RNA, 1635 nt
Organism: Cygnus olor (mute swan)
Lineage: Eukaryota; Metazoa; Chordata; Aves; Anseriformes; Anatidae
Gene: TNFRSF17
Product: TNF receptor superfamily member 17
Exons: 5
Coding region: 468-977 (169 amino acids)
Biological process (GO): tumor necrosis factor-mediated signaling pathway
Molecular function (GO): signaling receptor activity
Source: RefSeq, a predicted model, not a curated record
GGGCGGCAGCCGGGCGGGACGGGCGCGGCCCCGCCGGGGUAAGGAGCGUGUCCCCGCCGGGCUGCGGCCUAGCGCGGGGCAUGUGUGCCUGACUGGAUUUCCCCCACACACCCGGCCCGGGGGCCAGGUGAAGGCGUGCCGGCCGUUACCUGUGGAAAGCUGCCCCUACCCGCCUCCUGAAAGCCGAGCUUGGGGGUGACAGCGUGGAAACUGCGCCGCUGUUACCUCCGUGUACCCUCACGUUAAGGUUCCUAACCAUGUUUGCUCCCAUGCGAGGUGCCUGUGAACGUUGUGCAAAGGUGGCCGUGGGCCGACAGGACGUCUUAAAGGUAGUCUCUGGAGACGUAGCUGAGAAGUAGAGACACCACCGCCACCACAUUAUGUUUCGGCAUGAUGGCUUUUUCAAGAGCUGAGUCUACCCUAAGUUCUGCGCGUGUUCUCAGAAGUUUCCGUAAUUACUGACCCUGAUGGCACACUGCCCUAACAAUGAAUACUUUGAUAAUCUGGUGCUCUCUUGUAAGCCUUGUCAUCUUCGAUGUUCUGGUACGCCACCACCUUCAUGUGAAAACUACUGUGAUAAGAGUACUGAUUCAGGUGGAGUUCUUUGGAUUUGUUUGGGCUUUGGAGUAAUUUUAAUGCUCACUUUAUUCACAUUAAUGGUCUUGUUUAAGUGGAAGCGCCUAAAGCAACUAAAAGAAAAACUGAAAAACACAGGCUCUUCUGUGGAGCUGAAUGAUGUUCUGAAGGCUAAUACAGAAAGCAGUGUGCAGACAGAUGGAAUUAGACACUCACUUCAAAGUGAAACAUUAAUGUAUUCAGUGGAGGAAUGCACUUGUAGUGACUGUGGCUUGGUAAAACCUCAGACUGGCUGUGAAACUUCAUUUCCAUUACCAGCUACAGAAGAAGGAGCUACUGUUCUAGUCACAACAAAAUCCUUUGAUUACUGCAACUAUAUUCUGGGUGCUGCGUGUCUAUGACAGAAGUAGUAAAUUUUUACUGCAUAAUAAUAAUUCAGUUAUUCGAGUAUAGCUAUUAAUCUUCAUAGUUAGAGUUAGUGGGGAAGGCUAGUACAUCUUCCUUUUAGACCCUGCAUCAAACUUUCAUUGAUAUUGUCAUAUUAUUUUAAAUUCUUUGGUCAAAUUUUUUUACAUUAUUCUCAAAUACCAAACUAGUGACUGGAAUUUUUAAAUUCUGAAAGUCUCUAUGUACAAUGGCUCUUUCAGUACUUUGAGAUUGUAUCUACUUACACCAGAUAUAUGCAAACUCAUCAAUAAACAAUCUUGCAAUUAUAUGUUUCAUGAUAAAUUCAGAUCUUACGCUGAAAAUUGCUUGAGGCAGAAAUGAAGAUCUACAUAGCAUCCCCAGCAUUGCAAAGAAUAAUUUCAAAUAGCCUCUGUGAUGCUUGAAAUAGGAAUGUUCCAAUGAUGAGUACCUUUGCUGAGUACAGAGUCCCUCCUAGCUCAGAUAGGAUCUCAGGGUCACAUGAAAGGGGGUUGCGGUGCUGUGGAGUACCACACAUAUAAUCGUGAUGGUGGACAAUAUCCUUUAAAUGCCAAAUUUUUUUUCAGACUGUGUCUUAUAAAGAUUUUUUUUUACAUAGCUUUUUUUUUUUUAAAUUGUUAUUUGGGCAGGUAC